Messenger RNA from Cooperia oncophora, 315 nucleotides. The record is from the annotation of a GenBank genome assembly. NCBI's taxonomy places the organism in Eukaryota, Metazoa, Nematoda, Chromadorea, Rhabditida, Trichostrongylidae.
AUGAUGUUUGCAUGGUUUCAGGGAGAAAUGGUGGAUCGAAUCGAGUACAAUGUGGAACAUGCGAAAGAGUUUGUUGAUCGGGCAGUGGCGGACACUAAAAAAGCCGUUCAAUACCAAAGCAAAGCACGACGGAAAAAGAUCUGCAUAAUCAUAACAGUAAUUGUGAUUCUACUCAUCAUCAUACUCGUCAUCAUCAUUUGGGUUGCAACGGCAAACGCCAGUUCACCGAAAUUGCCUAAGGUGGACGUAGAUUCGUCACAAAGGGUUCAAAACGAGAAGGAAGCUGCACAUAAGCGUGUCAUUAACGCCUUCUAA